AUGUUUUUUCUUUUAACUAAAGUAUUUUUUUAAGGUUUAUCCAAACAUUAUCCGGGUUUUUAAUUUUAUAAUAAUCGUGUUUUGAGGUUAUAUGUCAUAUUGUUUAUUGUUUUAUUUCAAGCUAACUUUAACUUAUUUUUAAGAAGAUAAUUUACUAAUUUUAUUAAAUAAACGAAUCUAUAUUAUCAUUUUUUAUCAGUUAUUCAUUUCCUUUUUAUUAAUUUUCAGUUAUUGUCCUAUUAUUAUUAUUUUCUAUUUGUUAAGAUUAAAUAUUUAUAGGUAUUAGUUUUUAUAUUUUCAGUUAUAAUUUUUCAGAUUAUUUAUAUUUUGAGUUAAAACAUAAUAAAUUAAAAGAUUAUGUAUCAAUUUCAUUUUCAUUAAAAUGCUUUAAUAUUCUAAUUAAUAUACGAUUUGGCUUUAAAAUUACUAAUUACUCUAAAAAUUCAUUUGUUUUAAAUUCAGCCUAGAAUAGAAAAUAGUAUUAUAAAUAUAUUAUUUUUUAAAAAUAAAAUGAAUAAAUAAAGUACAAAAUUAAAUAUUUAUUAUAUCUAAAAAGAUAUAUAAUAAUUUUUCAUAUGA
This is a messenger RNA of Ichthyophthirius multifiliis, 579 nucleotides long. RefSeq lists its product as hypothetical. NCBI's taxonomy places the organism in Eukaryota, Ciliophora, Oligohymenophorea, Hymenostomatida. The transcript has a single exon. The record is from RefSeq and is a predicted model, not a curated record.